This is a messenger RNA of Lactuca virosa, 267 nucleotides long. The record is from the annotation of a GenBank genome assembly. Lineage: Eukaryota; Viridiplantae; Streptophyta; Magnoliopsida; Asterales; Asteraceae.
AUGGGUUCAGUUAAUAGAUCAACUGUGACCCCAAGAAAGAGUAGAUUGGCUCGUACCUUUGCCAAGUUCUUCAACGAGGAAGAUGAGAAAUUUCAGGAAAAUGCAGCCAUGGAUGCUUUCAUCGCCAAAGUUUUUGCCACCAUAUCGUCCGUGAAAGCGACAUAUGCCCAAGAUGCUCAAUCUCCCCACGACGCUGAUGGAAUUCAAUCGGCUGAUCAGAUCGUGGUCACGGAGUUGAAGAGGUUAUCGAAAUUUAAACAAUCGUAA